AUACACACACACACACACAAAAGAUUCAUUUUAUAACGUGGGAAAUUUAAUGAAAAAAAAAAUUCCGGAAAAUAUUUUCAUUCUAUUUUUAUACUACACACUUGAAGGCUUUAUGAUGCGGUAUUUUUUUUUUCGUUCGUUUGUUUGUUUGUUUCGUCAUUUUUUUUUUUGUUUAUUUAGACGAUUAACCAUGAUGAUGAUGAUGAUGAUUAUUUUUGCCCAGAAGAAAAUUAGCUAUAACGAUGACGAUAAUAACCGUUUUUAUUUUUCAUUUGAUGGCAACUAUUUAAUUUUAAAUCGAAUCGAAUCGAAUCAAAUCAUUCGUUUGGCCGGUCGAUAGGCUGGUUGUUGUUUUUGUACUGGAUCUUUCAAUUCUUUAAUAUCUGAAAAGAAGUGGUACUUGAGAUUUUUUUUUUUUUUUUUGAUCCGGUUUUUUUUUCAUCUUCGUUCUCGCUCUAUCGAUCGACCGAUAGCAGAAUGUAACUAAAUUUUUUGUUUUCUCGAAAAAAACCGAUCAUCAUCAAACGGUAAAAUAAUAAAGUCAACCUUUUAAGUCUGUAAAAAUAAGACCAAAUCAAAACAAUGAAAAAAUUGGCCACGCGUUUUCUUUUUUUGGGCUCAUGUGUGUGUGUCAUUGGUUGCACGUGUUAAAAUGUUUACAUUAGAAACAUAUCAAUGAAUUGAUGAUGAUGAUUAUUAUUAUCGUUGUUGUUGUUGUCAAAGAUUUUUUUUCAAGUGUUUUGAAUGUGAAUGAAUUUUUGAAUUCUUAAAAAAAUUCCGUACAUUAUGAACAACCACUGUGAACAUCUGUGUUUGUGUGUGUGUGUGCACGCGUGAAGCAGAAUUUUUAAUUCUAAAUUUUUUUUUUUGUGUGUGUAUUUUUUGUAAAUCAAAAUCAAAGAAUACUGGAAAAAAAGAACAAUGAAUUCACCAUCAGAAAAAGCGCUUCAAAUUCUUAAAUAUUUGCCACGUGUUAGUCUGAACAAUCUGGUCAAAAAUCCAUAUUUAAAACGAAAGCCAAGAAUUGAUCCUCGAAAAGAACGUACAAUCAAUAAAAGUAAUCGUGAAAGAAGACGUUUUUGGCCAGUUGGAUAUGAAGGUGGCCGUACACCGUUUUAUAUGAAAAUACCGAUUGAAAAUUAUUAUAGAAAUUUCGGACAUCGACGUCAAUAUCCACCACUUAGUUUAUAUCAGCUACAAACAUUAAUUGAUAAUGGUGUAAUUGAUCCAUCAUUACCGAUUGAUUUAGCAUCAUUGUGUAAUUCACAAUUUUAUCGUAUCGAUCCAUUUCUUUCACAUUAUGGUGUUAAUCUUACCGAUCAAGGUUUGGAUAUUUUUUGCAGUAAAAUCAAUAUUGAAGUACAAUAUACAAGUGAACCGGUAAUUGCUGCUAUCGAAAGGAAUGGUGGUCGAAUAACUACCGGUUAUUUUGAUAUUAAAAGCGUACAGGCAUUGAUGGAUCCAUUAAAAUUUUUUCAACAAGGCAUACCAAUACCAAAACGUGGUCUACCUACAGAAGAUGCAUAUGCUUAUUAUUCGGAUCCAAAAAAUCGUGGUUACCUUGCCGAUCCAAAAGACGUGGAAAGGGAACGUAUUUUAUUGGCACAAAAAUAUGGUUAUGAAUUGAAAAAUGAUGACCAUGACAAUCCAAAUGUUGAUGAAAAAAGUACUAGGCAAAUAUUUUUCGGUCUACAACCAGGUUGGCUGAUUAAUCUUCGUGAUAAAGAAAUACUGGAACCCAGUAAUAUUGAAUAUAAAGAAUAUUAUCGAAAUUAACGAAUCUUUUGUAAAUUCAGAUACAUAUAGUUUUAUUAUUGCCAUCCACAUAUGCAUUCAUAUGGAAAAAAAAUAAAACAUUUUCUCCUAGUGAA
Messenger RNA from Dermatophagoides farinae (American house dust mite), 1871 nucleotides. It is a transcript of the gene mRpL15, whose product is annotated as mitochondrial ribosomal protein L15. Gene Ontology annotation, cellular component: mitochondrial large ribosomal subunit. Gene Ontology annotation, biological process: translation. The record is from RefSeq and is a predicted model, not a curated record. Gene Ontology annotation, molecular function: structural constituent of ribosome. NCBI's taxonomy places the organism in Eukaryota, Metazoa, Arthropoda, Arachnida, Sarcoptiformes, Pyroglyphidae.